Molecule: messenger RNA, 1151 nt
Organism: Cyphomyrmex costatus
Lineage: Eukaryota; Metazoa; Arthropoda; Insecta; Hymenoptera; Formicidae
Product: zinc finger protein 879
Exons: 3
Coding region: 31-510 (159 amino acids)
Source: RefSeq, a predicted model, not a curated record
GAUAUCUGUCUGACAGAAUGUAGUUCUCAAAUGAUAUAUGACAAGCAUGAAAAAUUGCACGUUAAUACCGAAUCGUUACAUCCAUACAAGUGUCAUCUGUGUGGCAAGAUAUUUGAUCUGAAAGAUAAUGUUAAGCAGCAUUACUUGCAAGAUCAUCUUAAAGUACAGAAUCUACAGAACACUGUUGUUCAAAUUAAUUCUCCUAUAAAAACAAUAGUUCCUCAACAAACUGAUUAUUCAUGUACAAACUGCAAUAUUAAUUUCACAAGCGACCAAGAUUACAGGAAUCACAUAUGCUCUAAUGGAAAGAAAACAAAUAUUACAUGUAACAUUAACAGCGAUAUUAAGAAGAUAAUAUCUGUACCGAAUCCUUUAACUGGGAGUCAAAUAGGAAUUCUUCAGGCGGUAAAAUUCAGUUGUCGAGUGUGCUCUAAAGAGUUCGAUAACGUUAAGGAAGUUGAUUUGCACACGAGGACUCACUUAGAGGAUCAGAGUAACAAGUGCGAGUGAUAGAGAUUCAGGACUGUGAAGAGGAAGAUUACCAUGAAUAAAGUGAACGAAUGGAUGAGUGAACGAAUGGAUGAGUGAACGAAUGGCGAUAAUAGUGUCCUUUGAGAUGCCGCGGAUGCUCUCGUGAAACGUGCGCAGAAUGAUCUUGAUUUUUACAAACCAAAGGAACGUCCAGAAGUCAACGGCAGCACGUAAGAGGCACCUGGGAGAAGGAAAACCCGCCCCCGGUGCCUGGGGCCCAAAAGGUGCCGACAACGGCAACCCGCUGCGGAACAAUCGCGCCGACAUUCAUGUAUCGCCCACUGUCAACGGGAACCACUUCAAACGUAGCCGGCCUCAAUGUGUUUAUUUGGCCAACGUCAAAUUUACUCGUGGAAAAGGGGAGCUCGAAUCGAUACGCGCCGUACCGUCACGGAUGUAUACAGCGACAUUUCGCCGUCCUAUUCCUCUAUCGCUCGAGAAGACAGUUUCGAUCGUUUUGUAUCACGAAGAAUUCGUUUCGCAGUCACGGGGCGUGGCUCGUGCAACCCUGUUGUAAGUUUUUGAUUUUCAUCAUGCUUAAGUCGAGCACGGGUGUAAUCCGAUUGCUGUCGUCGGUGUCGGUUCAUGCGAAUAGAAUAAGAAUUUGAAGGUUCUAUGGA